Closterium sp. NIES-65 is the source of this 2373-nucleotide messenger RNA. The record is from the annotation of a GenBank genome assembly. NCBI's taxonomy places the organism in Eukaryota, Viridiplantae, Streptophyta, Zygnematophyceae, Desmidiales, Closteriaceae.
AUGGCGCGCCAGGGCGACAGGUGGCACUUCCCGGGCGGCGGGUCCAUGUUCCCCGACGGCGUGGAGGGGUAUCUGUACCACCUGCGCCAGAUCGUGGAACUGGGCCCCAACGUGCGGACUGCACUGGAUAUUGGAUCAGGGGUGGCCAGCUUCGGCGCGGCUCUGCUGGAUUACGGCGUGCUGACCAUGUCCAUCGCCCCCAAGGACUCAUACCGCGCCCAGAUCCAGUUCGCCCUUGAGAGGGGCCUGCCCGCCCUGAUCGGGCUGCUCGCCACGCACCGCCUGCCCUUCCCUGCGCGUUCCUUUGAUCUGAUUCACUGUUCCCGCUGCUCCGCUUCGUUUGGAGAUGAGAACUCCACGCAUGUGUACGAGGUAGACCGGCUGCUGCGCCCCAACGGAGUCUUCAUCCUGGCUGGGCAGCCGGUGGCGUGGCGGGGCAAGAUCGCGGAGUGGAAGCGGCUGCGGCUGCUGGGCAAGGCGCUGUGCUGGGAGCUGCUCAAGACCGUGGGGAACGUGGCCGUGUGGAGGAAACUGGGAGGCGACGCGUGCCGCGUGGGCGUGGAGGGGGAUGGGCGGGAUGUGCCGCUCUGCUCGCCUGCUCUUGAUCCUGAUGAUGCCUGGUAUGUGAAGCUACAACCAUGUGCAGUGCCCUCCGCACCCCCCUCCUGGCCCACCCCCCCCUGGCCCAUGCGCCUGCACACCCCCUCCCCCCGCGUGCAACUCGCCCUCCCCGCCUCCUCCAAAGCCUCUCUCUCCGACUGGCUCGCUGAGUCUUCUGAAAACGGCCAGACCUCUGCCUCCUCCUCCUCCUCGUCUUCCUCUUCUGCUUCGUCUGCUGCUGCUGCUGGUGCUGCUGGUGGGGGUAGCAGUGGGGGGUUAGAUAGGGCUGGUUUGAAUGGGGAGAGAGGGGCGGAGGGGGGCGGUCGUGGUGGGGGAGGGGGAGGGGGAGCAGGGGAUGGGGGAGAGGGCGACGACAACCGGAACGUAGUGGGGAGAGUGGAGCUAGCAAGCGCAGGAGCAGUGAAAGUGGUGGUAGAUGGGAUACUAGCACAGGGAGGCAAGGACGACGACGCAGAGGAGGACCGGGAAGGCGGGCGGGGAGGGGGAGGGGGAGCGAGGGAAGGCCGCAGGGACAGCGGCAACAACCCCCAGCGCCGGCUGUUGCUUUCAGUCGACGAGGAACGCGAGGGGGGAGGGAGUGGGGGCGGCGGCAGUGGAGGCGGGGGAGAGACGGAGCAGUUCAAGCUGCUGUCUCUGGAGCGCAAGCGGUGGCGCCGGCGGUUGCUGCACUACCAGAAGCUCUUUCUCGGGCCUCUCCUCUCCUCGGGGCGUGUUCGAAACGUGCUGGAUAUGAACGCGGGGAUCGGGGGCCUGGCAGCAGCUUUGGAGGAUGAGCAACUGAAGGCUGAGAGGGAGAGGGAGAUGGGGAGGGGGGUGGGGAGGGGGAGGGGGAGGGAGUUGCAGCAGCAGCAGGAGGAGCUGCAGGGAGGGGGGGUGUCUCCGGUGUGGGUGAUGAAUGUGGUGCCUAGUACGGGGCCCAACACACUGCCUGCUAUCUAUGACCGUGGGCUUGUAGGCACUGUGCAUGACUGGUGUGAAUCAUUCUCAUCGUACCCUCGCACCUACGACCUCAUUCACCUCCUCUCCACCGCGCCUCUCAUGCCCUCCAAGGAGCGCUGUGAGAUUGCAGACAUAGUCGUGGAGAUGGACCGACUCCUCCGCCCAGGAGGCACUGUCAUUGUGCGCGACCUCCCCGGGCCUCUCGCUGUGGUGGCCCAGGCAGCUAGAGCCGCCCAGUGGUCUCUCGCCUUCUUCCCUCCGGAGACCAAGAAAAGCCCGGAGCGCAUUCUUGUGGCCACUAAGCCAGUGCCGGCUGGGUUUGAAGGGACAGACUCGCUGGGAGGAGACGGGGAGAGUGAUGGGGAAGGAGAGGUGGAGGGUUCUGAUGGGUUGGUAGGGGGGGGUGAGGGUGGGGAUGGUGAGGAGCGGGGUGGGGGAGGGAGGAGGGGGUCUGAUGGGGAAGGUGGAGCGGGUGGGGGGGUGGCGUUUGAAGGGAGAUCGGGUAUGGCUCAUGCAGCUGCAGCUGCGGCGGCGGCAGCAAUUGAUGCCAAGGCCGGAAGCGCUAUUCCUCCUGGAGUGAAUGUUUUCCUUGUGCUGUUGCAAGCAUAUGGAAUUGUGUUGUCUCUUGCUUCUGCGUUGCUGGAAGCGGAGCUGGACGUAGUCACGAAGUCUAUGGAGGGGAUAGUGUGCGUCGGUGAACUGAAGAAGGACAUCCAGAAAGAUAAGGAGAAAAAGGAAGAGGCAAAGAAGGAAAUAGAGGAUUUGGAAUCAAGGAGGAGAAAGCUUGAGCAUGAUCUUGCAUGCUAUGAUUGA